Molecule: messenger RNA, 1345 nt
Organism: Morus notabilis
Lineage: Eukaryota; Viridiplantae; Streptophyta; Magnoliopsida; Rosales; Moraceae
Product: auxin-responsive protein IAA27
Exons: 5
Coding region: 138-1067 (309 amino acids)
Biological process (GO): regulation of DNA-templated transcription
Cellular component (GO): nucleus
Molecular function (GO): protein binding
Source: RefSeq, a predicted model, not a curated record
CAGUAGAAAAAGAGAGUAGCAAAAGCCUAAAGAACCUUCUUUUUCUUCUUCUUCUUCUUCAAACUCAUCUUCUCUGUGUUUUUUGGCACUCAAAAAAAAAAAAAUCGUCUGGUGAGAAACUAGAAGCGACCCUUUUGAUGUCUAUGCCCUUAGAGCAUGAUUACAUAGGCUUAUCAGAGAGUAUUCCAGUUCCUUCAAUGGAAACCAGCUCCAAAAUAAACAACCACAAAAACAAAAAUGGUUUGAAUCUGAAAGCGACGGAGCUGAGGCUGGGCUUGCCGGGGUCCGAAUCCCCAGAACGAGACGACGACGCGGACGACGUCGCUGGGGGACUGAAGAUCAGCUUGGUCUCGGCCGGGGCCAAGAGGGUCUUCUCCGACGCCAUUGAUGGAGCUUCUGGGAACUGGGUUUUCUCUUCUGGAUCUUCCGACUCGCCAGCCAACUUGUUCUCUCCAAAAUCUGUGAAUAAUGCUGGGUCUGAUCAGUGUAAGAAUCAGACGACGAGUGCCAAAGAUGGGGUUUCGGUUCCGCCUCAGUCUCCAAAGCCAUUGCAUGACAAGAUUAGCAAGCCUCAGGCUUCUGCCCCUGCUUCUAAGGCACAAGUUGUGGGAUGGCCACCAAUCCGGUCUUUUCGGAAGAAUUCGAUGGCUCCUCAACCUCCGAAAACCGAAGAUGAUGCCGAAGGCAACGCGGGAUCGGGCUGUCUUUAUGUUAAGGUCAGCAUGGAUGGUGCACCAUACCUGAGGAAGGUUGAUCUCAAAACUUAUGGCAGCUACAUGGAACUAUCUUCAGCUCUGGAAAAAAAGUUUAGCUGCUUUACAAUUGGUCAAUGCGGCUCAAAUGCAGUUUCGAGCCGAGAUGGAUUAAGCAAGAGCCGGUUAAUGGAUCUCCUUCAUGGUUCUGAAUUCGUGCUCACCUAUGAAGAUAAGGAUGGUGAUUGGAUGCUAGUUGGUGAUGUUCCUUGGGAGAUGUUUACCGAGUCUUGCAAGAGGCUGAGGAUAAUGAAGAGUUCAGAUGCUAUUGGUCUUGCCCCAAGGGCCAUGGAAAAGUGCAAAAAUCGUACCUAGUUAGUGAAAAACGCCAUGGAUGGACCUAAAUGCAUAAAAGCUUCUAUGGGGGGGUCUUCAAAUCAGGCCAUUCUGUUUCCCCUAUUCAUGUAUGCUUCUAGAUAUUGAAUAUUUUGUGUAAGUGUAACAAAAAGAAACCAUUCCAGUAGGUGGGCUAUGUAAUUUUGAAGUUUUCCCAGUAUGUUUGAAAAUUUAUCACUCUCCUCCUCUAUGUACUCUAAUUGCUGUCUGCUUAAAAGAUACAUGAUUACAUAUAUGUAAAUGGUUUGUUUGCCUUA